Molecule: messenger RNA, 4323 nt
Organism: Zootermopsis nevadensis
Lineage: Eukaryota; Metazoa; Arthropoda; Insecta; Blattodea; Termopsidae
Gene: Ttc7
Product: tetratricopeptide repeat domain 7
Biological process (GO): protein localization to plasma membrane; phosphatidylinositol phosphate biosynthetic process
Cellular component (GO): plasma membrane
Molecular function (GO): protein binding
Source: RefSeq, a predicted model, not a curated record
GGGUUGAGAGGAGAGGUUUGGUUGUGGUGGCAUUCAUAGAAAUUUUGAACCCUUAUUAUAUACUAACCAGUAUAGUCAGCUUUAAGUCAUUCCCUUUUCAAAACAUGGGGAACAUAAAAUGCUCGUUUUUGAGCAUAUUAAAUUUGGAAAACAAGAAUAUCUUGCAUCACGUUUUAUUUAAGGCCAACGUAUGAAACGAUAAACAGUCUACAGAAUAUCUUAAUACUGUGUUAAACUUUGCCGAAUUAUUUAGAAUGAAUUUGUAGCAUAAGUUCGGUAAAUGGGUUUAUUUUAUUUCUGGAUUCAACGAGGAUACAAACACCGACAAUGAAAUGUUCGAUUUCAAGCGUUGGUCAAUCUGUUGCACGGAUGUGUUUUAAUGAAUCAGCCUUGUGACAUAAGAAACAGAACAAUAACAAAACAUGGCUGGGAAGAGUAGAAGUUUUCGAAUAGAAACGGAAAUAGAAAAAAGCAGGGAAGAAUCUAAUUGGAAGAAAGUUAUAGAUUUAGCAGAGCAGUUGAAAUUAAGGUCACCAAAUUCAGAAUAUUUAGCAAAUUUCUUAAUUGGUGAGGGGAAACUGGAAUCGUUUUUGGAAGAAUUGCCACCGACUGAUGCAAAUAUAAGUAAAGCUCGUACAGGUUUGACAGAUGCCAAACGAUAUUUGUUGAGCACUGCAAGUGAACAAGGAAAAAAGGCUGGAGUUAUGUUGGAUUCUAAUCUGUUGCUUGGAAAGCUCCACUAUGCAAUGGGAAUGUAUGAAGAUUCUCUUAAUUACUAUAGUCAAGCAGAACUUCAAACUCUUACAGAGAAACAACUGCCUAGUAGGAGUUUACGGAUAGUUGCAGAAUCAUAUGCAAUUAAAGGUAUGUGUUUGGAGAAAGUGCCUCCAUCGUCAUCUUCCAAAUACAAGCAAGCUGAGUGGGAUGAGCAGAGAGUGAAAUGUUUUGAACUGGCUGGGGAUCUCACAUUGCUUUACCUUCAGGAGCAAGACAAGCUGCAGCAGCAGCAACAGCAAAUCACAAACACAAACGCAGGUUCAUAUUCACCACAACCACCAAAUCCUGAACGUCAAAUUGGCCCUGUUUUGGAAACAGCUUUGCAGCGAGCACCUAUUCUUCACAUUCAGGCAGGAAAAUUACAGUCAGCUGUUACUCGUUACAGGACUAUGUUAAGUGCAGUUGAAUCCAGUGCAACACACAGUUUGCGUCUGACACUUACAAGACAGCUAGCCGAAGUGUUAUUGAGGGGUGUCAGUGGAACUGUAUAUACAAGUCCAGAAAAAGUGAAUGAGACAACAGCCUCAAACAAAAAAUUAACACAGAUCACUCAGAAUUCUGUGGCUGACAGCCCUUGGAAACCCCGUAAAUACACCGGCUUAAAUCUCUUCAUACCUCGUAAUGAAAAUGAAGAAAUCAUCUUAUUAUUACUUAUCAGUGAAGCCAUGGCUGUUCGUGAUGCUGUACUGAGCCAGUCUCCAGAAUUUAAAGAAGCAAGAAUUCAUGCCUAUGAUAAUGCCACUGCUAUCUAUGAUCUCCUAACAAUUGCUUUGGUUCGAUGGGGCCAUGCAGACCUCUUACAUGAGUCAUUUGAGCGGGCUAUGAAGUUUUCAUUUGAAGAACCUCAUGUCUGGAUGCAGCAUGCCCUGUGUUUGGUAACUAUGGGGCAGUAUGCUCAUGCUCUCUCAGUAUUCAAGGAGGUCUCCAAGCUUUUACCAACCAAAGUGAUACCUUGUCUUCUGGCAGCACGAAUAUGCUACGAACAUCUUAACCAGAUUGGAGAGGGACUUGAUUGGAGCACCCAGGCAUUGAGUCGUGAGAUGUCAAAUCCACAGGGUCUGUUGUCCAGGUGCCAUCUUUUUCUUGGAAUUGGCUACAAUUUACAGGCAGCUGCAAACCAUCUUAAACAGGAAAAGCAGCAUUUAGUUAUCAGUGCAUUUGAUGCAUUCCACAAGGCCCAGCAGUCAGAUCCCAAUGAUCAUUUGGCAGAAUAUUACCUGGCUCUGCAGUUUGCAUAUGGGUGUCAAGUCGGAGAAGCCAUGAGUCAUGUGAAGAUGGCACUGAACCUUCGAGCUGAACACGUGCCAUCGCUGUAUCUGCUCAUCCUUCUCCUCUCUGCCCAGAAACAACAUGCUGAGGCCCUGCAGCUAGUUGAAGCUGCAUUAGAAGAAUAUCCUGACAAUCUCAAUUUGUUUUAUGUAAAAGCACAUCUUGAGUUACAAAGUCAAGGAGGAGAGCUAGCAUUGUUUACUGCUAAGCAUAUGUUGUCACUUUGGAAGACUUUGUAUGAGGAUCAGACAAACAUUGAACUUCCGGAUCAGUCAGAAAAACGAAGUGAUACCAGAAGCGUGUUUCAGCUGUACACCUCUGAAAUGUCAGAUAAAGAUUCUAGUUCCCUGCAUGCCCAUUCCUUGGCAGCAUCGCGUGUGGAGCAAGCGUUAUCGGAAGUAGCUUCAUCCCUCAGUUCCUUCACUCCUCGCCCUGGUCCACAGCAUGCGUGGUUACUGCAGCUUCAGAUCUGGCUGCUUUUGGCAGAGAUUUACCUUUCACUGGAGCAAGUUGCUGAAACCACAGCUUGUAUUCAAGAAGCUACAUCUAUUUUUCCAUUGUCACACCACAUAAUGUAUAUGAGGGGGUUGGUUCAUGAAUAUAAACAAGAAUUUAUAGAAGCAAAACUGUGCUUUCAGAAUGCUGUUGCUAUAAACCCAACGCAUAUAAAGAGCCUUCAGCAUCUGGGCUUAAUUUAUCAUUACCUGGGAAGUCAGAGGUUAGCAGAAAAAACUCUGAGAGAUGCAGCCAGAAUCGAUCCUACAUCUCAUCAAACAUGGUACAACUUAGGGAAGGUUUUGGAGUCAUUAGGUGAAUUUGACACUGCAAGUGACUGCAUGGCGACUGCUCUGGAGGUGGAAACAUCCAAUCCUAUUCUUCCAUUCUCAUCUAUACCCCUGACCUUUGACUGAGUAGGUACUUUUACUGUAAUUGGUUUCACUAAAGCUUUUAAAUUUUUAAAGUGGUUGUAAUGUAGAUUCAGAAUUGUAAUGUUCUGCAGACAUUUGAUUGUUUGGAAUGUAGUAGAUGCUUGUUUGCCAGACGGUGCGAUUACUGUCGUUUACUUCGUCUACAUAGAAACGAGAUUUAGACAUUUGCUUUGAGCAGAAAGAACAAAUAUAUUGGUUUUACUUUGAACUUUCCAAGCAAAACUGUGAUAUUGGACACAAGAAAGACUGAAAGCAAAUAGAAAUUUCCUCCAGACAUCAUCCUCUCAAAUAUAUUCUUUUGGAGCUUGCUGUCUCCAUUAUCAGGGCAAUGCUGAUAAUGGAGGCAGUAAGAUCCUCUGAGAUAUUAUUAUUCACUAUACUACACAGUGCAACAUCCCUGAAGGCAGCUAUCACCAUACUCUGUGCUGUGAAAACCUGAAAUUUCAGCUGCCCUGCAAUUCCAUUUCUAAUUGACAUAAGCGCGCCUACCACACCACGUAAAGACGUGCUUUUAAUUUGCAGUGAAGAAAGUAAAUGGUAAUGAAGUGAGGACUGAGAAUUCUUAAAAAUGAUUACUCACAUAUGUUAUUUAACCACUAUACCAUUUGUGUUUCACUGUGAUUUCUCUUUUUACGAAAUGGCGUGCGUAUAUUUUGAUUUGGCGUUUACAGACCUUGUAAAUUUAACCCUUUCCACUCCGAAACUAGUUGAAGCAGGUAAAAUUAUUUCUAUAAGGGAAAUUCCAAUAGCACAAAGCUCAUUGUUGGCAUCAUCAAAUUGUAACUCGACACAGAAAGCACUAAUGUUGACUUUGAAACGGCACUUUGCAUUUAAAAUAUCAGCGUAGAAAUACUUAAAUUACUAUAAAUCAUUUGGUUUGUUUUGAUUUUAACCUGAUGUUCUGAAAAAAUAAUUAAAAGCUGUAUAAGUCUUUGUACAUAAACAUCAGACAUGGGUAAUGACAUUUCAGGCAUGAAAUAAAAUUAUGGUUUGCUGAUGGAAACCAUUCAGUAUCAUAUCUGCUUCCAUAAACGUUGGUACUUGAAUACUGUAAAUUAAUGGAAUUGUAAUCAUUAUCAUUCCACCAGUAUUGUAAUCUGUGUAAACCUGAAUUUCUUUUAAUUUUGCCUUCCUUUCCCAACCAUUUUUGCCUAAUGCACCCACAACCAUGAAAUAAAUUUUACAGUGUCUCGUGUGUGUUUAUGAUGUGAUAUUUAGAAACAUUCUUUUGCCUUCAGUGUACAUAAUGUAUGUAAUUCUAUAAUCUGUACAUAAAAUGUCAUGUAUCAUAUAGGCAUGUAGCUAGCUGUAUAUAAAAGUAAAUUUUCUUAAUGUUGAUUGACUCAAA